Messenger RNA from Ostrinia furnacalis (Asian corn borer), 2792 nucleotides. RefSeq names its product N-acetylgalactosaminyltransferase 7 (gene Pgant7). The coding region runs from base 122 to 1894 and encodes 590 amino acids. NCBI's taxonomy places the organism in Eukaryota, Metazoa, Arthropoda, Insecta, Lepidoptera, Crambidae. The transcript has 6 exons. Gene Ontology annotation, molecular function: polypeptide N-acetylgalactosaminyltransferase activity. The record is from RefSeq and is a predicted model, not a curated record. Gene Ontology annotation, biological process: protein O-linked glycosylation. Gene Ontology annotation, cellular component: Golgi apparatus.
GUCAAUUCGUGUAAACGUCAUCCAGGCGAGUUAGUAGCGAGUGGAGGAUUUUCUCAAGUUUUAAAAAUCCCAAUUAAUUCGAAAAUACUUGUAAAGUUUGUUAUGCGCAUAUAAAACUCAAAUGAAAAUGAGGAUUACAAACGUAAGACGUGGUAGGAUUGUGCGAAUGGGAGCGGGAUGCGCUGUUUUGUUACUUUUAGUUUACGCUCUGCACAAAUGGUCUAGCGAGAAUAACUCGUAUGUUGCUGACGAAAUGAUCGACUCAGAAGCUCAAGUUGGUUAUUAUAAGUUCCAUCGUGAUGUGUAUCCUACAUUAAAAUCAGAACUGGGAAACUUUGAACCGAAGGACUUAAGGACGGUGAAAGGUCCAGGAGAAGAGGGGAAGCCGUACCACAUGUCUCAGGACCGAGCCAACGACAUCGCAGAGUCCGAGAGUGAAUAUGGCAUGAAUAUUGCUGCUUCUGAUGACAUAGCAAUGAACAGGUCUAUCCCAGACACUAGGCUGGACGAAUGCAGAUAUUGGCACUAUCCUGAGGACUUGCCGAGUACUUCUGUGAUCAUCGUCUUCCACAACGAAGGCUUCUCAGUGCUGAUGAGGACAGUCCACACGGUCAUAGAGCGAUCCCCGCCGAAUGUACUGCACGAAAUUGUUUUGGUCGACGAUUUCUCCGAUAAAGAAAACCUGAAAAGUAACCUCGACAACUACAUAAAACGAUUUAACGGCAAAGUGCGGCUUAUCCGCAAUACUCAAAGAGAAGGAUUGAUCCGUACGCGAUCUAGGGGCGCCCAAGAGGCUACGGGCGAAGUCAUAGUCUUCCUUGAUGCUCACUGCGAAGUCAACCUCAACUGGCUCCCUCCUCUUCUAGCUCCCAUCUACCGCGAUUACAGAAUCAUGACAGUGCCCGUCAUAGACGGUGUAGACCACAAAACCUUCGAAUACAGACCGGUGUACCAGCACGGCACAAAUUACAGGGGUAUCUUCGAAUGGGGUAUGCUGUACAAAGAGAACGAAGUGCCUGAAAGGGAAGACAGUCGUCACAAACACAAAUCGGAACCUUACAAAAGUCCGACACACGCUGGGGGUCUAUUCGCAAUCAACAGACGGUAUUUCCUCGAAAUUGGAGCAUACGACCCCGGUUUACUGGUAUGGGGUGGCGAGAAUUUCGAAUUAAGUUUCAAAAUCUGGCAAUGCGGGGGCAGUAUCGAAUGGGUUCCAUGCUCAAGAGUCGGCCACGUUUAUAGAGCGUUUAUGCCGUACUCCUUUGGCAACCUGGCAAAGAAUCGCAAGGGGUCCUUAAUCACUAUUAACUACAAGAGAGUUAUUGAGACGUGGUUUGAUGAGGAGCACAAGGAAUACUUUUAUACCAGAGAGCCAAUGGCGAGAUUUUUGGACAUGGGCGACAUAAGCGAGCAAGUCGCUUUGAAAGAGAAGUUGAAGUGCAAGAGUUUCGGGUGGUUCAUGGAGAAUGUGGCUUACGAUGUAUACGAUAAGUUCCCGAAGCUUCCGAAGAACAUUCACUGGGGGAUGGUGAAGAAUAAAGCCACUGGGGUUUGCUUGGACACCAUGGGCAAGGCUGCGCCUGCUUAUAUUGGUACGUCAUCGUGCCACGGCUCUGGUAACAGCCAGUUGUUCCGGCUCAAUGAAGCUGGUCAGUUAGGCGUCGGCGAACGCUGCGUGGAAGCCGACACCGACAGCGUCAAGCAGGCCAUCUGCCGCCUCGGCACCGUCGACGGGCCCUGGAGGUACGAAGAAGAAAACAGCCAGCUGAUCCACCGACUGCACGGCUAUUGCCUCACGCUGCAGCCCCACGCGAGGACACUCGGCCUCGCACCGUGCGACUCACGAAACACGUACCAGCAGUGGACCAUCUCGCACAAGAAGCCCAACUGGUGAGCCGGUAGUUGACCAGAGACCAUAGACAAGGAUGAUGCUGAGGGAUGACUGACCAUAGACAAAGAUUUUAACUAAAAUAGAGAAAUACGGGUCUUAACGCAACAUUUUUAUGAGCUUCAUAAUGUGUACUCACGGCUUGACGAAGUUAAUAAAAAAUUGGUUGGGGCCCAAUUUAAGGAGGCCCUUUCAUGUUCAAAAAAAUAAUAAAUUUUCACAUUUCGGCUCUAAGGGCUCGGUAGCCCAGGGCUCCGUAGUCUGUACUAUUGAUAAAACACACUGGCUACGCCCCUGAUAAUACUAAUGGGGCGAAUAAGUAUGAAGAACUUGUUAAGCCUUUGGAGCCAUUUUAGACGACUAUAGUUCUUUAUGAAGUAUAUCGGCAGUAUUGUGAUUCAUGCCCUCAUUAUUUCCACACAAGUCGAAACAAGAGGUGUGGUUAUAUCAAUUGUGAAUCCUUGUCUAUGGUCACUCUCGAUUUCUACAAGAGAGAUUACUGCAUAAGACGAUGUCUGUCCGUGUUUUCAGACAAUAAAUUAUAUUAUAUCGAAAACAUAUCCCAUAAGCGACAGAUAGAACGGGAAAUACGGAACGACGAGCGAUGAUGAAACGAGCAACAUUUUUAAAGCAAUAUCUUGCCAAAAACAAUGUAAAUUGGUACCAAAUAGACGAGAUUCCUGGGCAAUAUUGCCAAAAAUGGUGCUCGUUUUCUACUUAUCUUUAGAUAAGAUCCUUCUUCCACCACCUUUUAAAUAAGCACCGUGGCCCGAUUCCGAACUAUUCAAAAUUAGUGCAACUAGAAAAAACUAAAGCAAGAAUUCUUAUUAAUAACGUAAAUCGAGUUUAGAUAGAUAUUUAUUGAUCCAUACACUGCUAGUAGUCUAUCUAUUAUUGUUGAAUU